AUGUCCUUCCGGGAUCCCGAUCAGUGGUUUUGCGCGAUACGGGAACGCAAUUUAGAGGCUAUCAAGGCGAAUGCCGAGCGAUUUGCAGGAGCCCGUGGGCCUCAUGGAGAGACGGGACUAAUGCUGGCGGCAAAACUGAAUAUUCCAGAAGUUGUCUUUUUCUUAGCCCCUCGUGAAAAAGGGUGCUACAAUCAUGACGGAGAUACGGCGCUAAAACUGGCUAUGGACGAACACAAUUUUGCAUGCAUUGAUGAGCUUUUGCACUACGAGAUACACCUAAAGACAUCGAAGGGCUCCACACCUCUUCACUCGGCUGUUCGGCAAAAUCUUCUGGGCUACCUAUCUGUCUUGGUCAGAUACUGGAAGAGCACACCUGAUGGCCAGGGGCUGAGUGCUUUAGAUCUAGCGGCGCAGCUGGGGCAUGACGAAGCAGCAGAGUAUCUACUCAAGCACGGCUCCUUCACUCAUCAGGAGGCAGAGCACGCAAGUGAGGUUGCUAGAGGGGCAAAUCACUAUAUGCUUGCAAGGAGCAUAUUGUCUGUUGCAGCACAGUUCUGCGAUCAGUCGGCAACUGAGUCGCGGCGAGCAAUGGUGUCUCAUCAUCAAAGCAGUAGAAGUAUAGGCAAAUCGAUUACUGAAGACUCUGCACACGGACCUUCGCUUCCGCUCCCAAUCUCUGAUCGCUCCAGGUCCUUUAGACACUCAUAUCUUGAUAAGGACAAUACCGAAACCCUUGCAAGCACGCCAGAACUCUAUGCCUUUAACUGCCCACGAUGUAGGACCAUGUUUGAAUCUAUGGCUAAGCGGCUAAAAGAGACGACAGCUGAGUGUCGCAGGCUGAAAGAAGAGCUGUCUCGGAGACAUGCCAGCGACAAGGGGUCUUCAUCGACAAGUGCACUUGUGGAAAAGACGCCAGAUCCCAAGCCAAUAGGUCUUAAGACAACGCUAGCCGAGACAGCGCCCCCAGUAAGAGCCCCACAAAUGCCCUUUCUGUCGUUCGACACAGACAAUAAUGCUCCAGGAGAACCGAGUGGGAGCAGCUUCAGCAUAGCAAUUGGCCACGACAACCCCCAAUCGUCCAUCCUUGUUCCCCCGACCAUUACUCAUGGACUUGAUCGACAAAACAUUAGUGGCAGAGCUGAGUCCACAAACCAUAGCCUAAGGAGCAUUCGAGGCGGGGGACCUUCACUGCACAGUGUUGAGCGGAAUAAUCCUCUCCACACUCCAGAAUACUAUAACGCUACGAACCAGUCUCCAUCCUACCUGCAACGCAUUGCAGCAUUGCGUUCGCAAGCUUCAGCGACUCCGCUCCAAGUCCCUGAGCGUGCGGUUUCCCACAACUUAAAUCGUAAGGUGUCUCCUUUGACUCAGGAUAACUCCACAUAUAGCAUAUCGUCCCUCAGACCAUCAUCUUACGAGACUACUAGCCACUAA
This is a messenger RNA of Giardia duodenalis, 1434 nucleotides long. RefSeq names its product Ankyrin repeat protein 1. Lineage: Eukaryota; Fornicata; Diplomonadida; Hexamitidae. The record is from RefSeq and is a predicted model, not a curated record. Gene Ontology annotation, molecular function: protein binding. Bases 1 to 1434 code for a protein of 477 amino acids. The transcript has a single exon.